Messenger RNA from Nicotiana attenuata, 2593 nucleotides. Its product is annotated as synaptotagmin-3-like. The transcript is spliced from 13 exons. Lineage: Eukaryota; Viridiplantae; Streptophyta; Magnoliopsida; Solanales; Solanaceae. Bases 161 to 1969 code for a protein of 602 amino acids. Gene Ontology annotation, molecular function: lipid binding. Gene Ontology annotation, cellular component: endoplasmic reticulum. The record is from RefSeq and is a predicted model, not a curated record.
CAAGGUUGACACAUAAUACAUUAAAGAAACAAAAAAUGGAAUGUAGAAAUAAUCAUAUAUAGAUUUUAUCACGCGUUUCAGGAUUUGCGUUUGAAUGUUCCUUUUCUUUAAGAUGGUUUAUAACAUGGGGUUCAAUUAAUUUUGAGAAUGAUCAAAGAAAAUGGGUUUUCUUGGAAGUUUGUUAGGUAUUUUUGGCUUUGGAAUUGGAAUUUCAGUAGGUCUGGUUAUUGGUUAUUUCUUGUUCAUACACUUUGAGCCCAGAGAUGUUAAGGAUUUACCAGAGAGUACACCACUUGAUGAAAUUGAACCAAGCUCAUUAGUUGAUCUUCUACCUGAACUCCCAUUAUGGGUGAUGAAUCCAGACUACGAGCGGGUUGACUGGUUUAAUGAAUUUAUAGCCAAUAUGUGGCCUUAUCUUGACAAGGCAAUUUGUGGAAUUAUUAAAAGCACAACAAAACCUAUUUUUGCAGAGUAUAUUGGCCAGUAUCAGAUAAAAUCUAUUGAGUUUGAGCAACUUACUCUUGGAACAAUUCCUCCUCGAUUCCAUGGUAUUAAAGUACAUCAUUCCAAUGAAAAGGAGCUAGUAUUUGAGUUUGCAGUCAGAUGGGCUGGAAAUCCAAAUAUAGUUGUGGCAUUGAAGUUAUUUUCUCUACAACUCACGGUACAGUUGAUAGAUUUUCAAAUGGCUGCUACAGCAAGGGCAACACUGAAGCCUUUCGUCCCAACUUUCCCAUGCUUUUCAAGCAUAAUAGUAUCGCUGACGAAGAAGCCAGAGGUAGACUUUGGGCUAAGGGUAAUUGGAGGAGAUUUAAUGGCAAUUCCUGGUUUACACCAUUUUGUUCAGGAAACUAUAUGCAAGCAAGUCGCCAGGCUUUACCUCUGGCCACAAACACUUGAUAUACCAAUUCUUGACAGUUCAAUAGGAGCUGUGAAGAAGCCUGUUGGAAUACUGCAUGUGAAGGUUCUGAGAGCACAGAAACUUCUGAACACGGAUUUUUUGAGUAAAUCAGAUCCUUAUGUUAAACUCAGCUUAGGUGGGGACAGGCUUCCGGCCAAGAAGACUACUGUAAAGAUGAACACGCUAAAUCCAGUGUGGAAUGAGGAUUUCAAAUUGACCGUAAAAGAUCCCGAGUCUCAAGUUCUGCAGCUGCAUCUAUAUGACUGGGAAAAGAUUGGGGCACAUGACAAGUUGGGAAUGCAAGUUGUGCCACUGAAGUUGCUGAAUCCAUAUGAGAAGAAAGAACUAACGCUCGAUUUGGUCCACAGCACAAAUCCAAAUGACCCUCAGAACAAGAAGGCGCGAGGCCAGAUUAUGUUGGAAAUGUCCUUCAUUCCUUUCCAAGAAGAUAGCAAAAAGUUUAGUGGACCUCUUCAUAUUCACGAACGAAAGGAGAGUAUUUCAAGCCUUUCAGAUGAUAACUAUUCCUUGCGCGGAGCAGGUUUGCUGUUAGUUACAGUUAUUGGUGCCGAAGAUGUAGAAGGAAAGCACCAUACAAAUCCUUAUGCAGUGGUAGUUCUUAGAGGAGAAAAAAAGAAAACAAAGGCAAGGAACAAAACCUGGAAUCCAAAAUGGGAAGAAGAAUUCCAGUUUGUGUUGGAAGAAGCUCCAUUGAAGGACCUAAUCCAUAUUGAAGUCAAGAGCAAGAAGAGAAGAUUUGGUUUUCGGUCUAAGGAGUUACUUGGCUAUGUAGAUAUCCAACUGAUGGAUGUAAUAUACAACGGACGUAUCAACGAGAAGUACCAUCUCAUCAAUUCUAAAGAUGGAAUUCUACAUGUUGACAUCAGAUGGAAGGUGAAUUUGUAUGCAAUUUGGCAUUACAAGAACAACAACAACAUACUAAGUGUGAUCCUACAAGUGGUGUUUGAGAGGGUGGGGCGUAUGCAGACCUUAUCCCUACCUUUUGUGAGGUACAUAGGUUGUUUCCAAAUGAGACCCUCGACUCACAAUUUGGCUUAUGAAUUAGUGUGAAAUUAGCAUGCAGAUUGUGUGUGUAUAUGUGGAGCAGCACUAACCACAGGUUCUGUUUUCCUUGGCGGUAUAGGGGACACUAAAAUCUUGAAUGCCUUUAGCGAAAAUUUUGGCUUCGCCACUAUCAGUCAGUAUAAGAAUGCGACAUCGCAAAGGUUUUAAAUCUACUUGACCAUUGAGCUAUGCUUUUGGUCUGUGUCAAUGUAAUUUUCAAAAUAUAAUUUAUAGAGGCACAAAACGGUUUUGCCUUAUAUGUUAAGUGUAACCUAAAUCCGGCCCUGAUGACGACGACAACAACAACAACAACGAUAUACCUAGUGUGAUCGCACAAGUUGGGUCUAGGCACGGUGGGAUAUACGCAUACUUUACCCUUACCUUGUGUGAGAUAGAUAUGUUAUUCCGAUAGACCCUCGGCUCGCAAUUUGGCUUAUGAAAUUAGUAUGUAGUUGAAAUCAGGAGGCGUGUGACUGUGUAUAUGUGGAGCAGCACUAACCAUAGGUUAUGUUUGCCUUGGCACUAUAGGAGACACUAAAAUGUAGUGUAUCCUAUAUUUGAAUCAAAUAAGACGUGGUCCCUUGGGGGAUAUCCGAUAAAUGAAAAAUCAAGAAAACUUUGGUGGUCCAA